AUGGCGCCUAUUGGAAAAGCUGCGGAGAAUAUCCAUGAGCCACAAGCCUAUAACAAAGAUGUCGAGUCCUCGGAAGACGUCGAGAAAUACCCUGUCGUAUCGACUCGGGCAAUAGAUCGGGAGGACGGCAUUCGAUCCCCGGAUCUCCCCCAACCCAUCUACGAGAAGCGAACCCUUCGCCAAAAAUUCUGGAGCAAAAAGAAAAUCGCCAAAGAAACAGCAGCACACAAGUUUGAAACCAACAACCGAACCGACAAACGCAUACGGCCUGGAAAAUACCGCAAAUUCUGGGUAUGGCUUGCCCGCUGUUUGACCUUCUAUAUUCCUUCAUGGUUCCUUAAAAAGGCCUAUCAAAUGAACGACUACCGACUCCGACUCGCAUUCCGGCAAAAGGUACUCUUUUGCCUCCUUGUCGCCGUAAUAUACAUGGUCCUAUCCUACUUCCUGAUCAUCCAGCCGGUCUUCAGCUGCAUCAUGAAAGUGCCUCUCGGCAUGUUCUCCAGCCACGGCAACUUCUGCAUCAUCGUACGCCACAUUAUGUGGAUAUACAUGGGCGUCGGCGGCGCAUUUAUGCUGUUGGCAGCCUACUGCGCCGUCAAGACCCGCUACACCCCUGCAUCGUAUGAAGAACACGACACCUUAAUCGUAAUGCACGUCCCCUGCUACAACGAGACCGAAUACGUACUUCGCAAAACGAUUGAUUCAUGCGUUGCGUCUACAUACACGAAGAAGCGCAAAUUGUUGUUCAUUGUCGCAGACGGCAAAAUUGCGUCUGCCCAAAACAAUAAGCCGACGUAUCACAUCUUGCUGUAUGAUAUAUUCAACCACAAAACAGACCUAGAAAGCGGGAUUGACGCGGAGGCGAAACGAUACCCGUCGUAUGACGAGAAAGGGACGUCGGAUAAUUUCGCGUUUUGUUGUACGGGAUAUUACAGGGAGGUGCCGUAUGUGGUCAUUGUCAAGGUCGGCAGGUCCGAUGAGCAGACGAACGCCAAACCGGGAAAUAGGGGCAAACGAGAUUCGCAGCUUUUGGUGUACAAUUUCUUGCGUUAUGUUAAUUAUCAUCAGCGUGGAGGAGGAGGAGUCUCGGCGGCGCCGCUUUUUGAGACGAUUGAUUUUCAGAUGCGGAUGCGUCUGGGUAUCGAUGCGCGGUAUGCGAUGUAUAUGCUGGUGGCGGAUUCAGAUACCGAAAUCGAGCCCACAGGCAUUUCAUAUCUCGUCCACCAACUCGAAAGGGAUCAAAAACUGAUUGGCGUCUGUGGAUAUACAGGGGUCAGCAAUCCCGUCGACAGCGUCGUGGCUUGCAGUCAAGUAUUCGAAUACUGGCUCACGCACACCAUCCUCAAAGCAUUAGAGAGCGUCUGCUCAAAUGUGCUUGUGCUGAGCGGCUGUUUCACCAUCUACCGCCUCAAAUGGGCGUACAACAACGAACCCGCCAUCCUGCACCCAGCCAUCCUGGAAGAUUAUGCAGGGAAUUAUGAAAAGACGCUGCACGAACAUAAUCUGCUCUCAAUUGGGGAGGACCGGUAUCUCUCGACCCUGUCAAUUCGGUACUUCGCGUCCGAAUGUCGCCAGCGAUACUUUUCAGCAGCAGUAUGCACAACUACCGCGCCGACCAGUUUGUCAGUGUUAAUCGACCAGCGUCGCCGAUGGACAAACUCGCUUAUCCACUGCCACUUUUCGCAUCUCAACAUCCUCCCCUUUGACGCUUCGGUCUGGAAUCAGCUGAUGCUGGUGUUUGUCAUUGGCUGUGAGUUGUUUAUGGUCCUUAUUUUACCGCUAGCCUUGCCGGCAGGCUUCUUUCUUGCCGCUCUGAACCUAUUCCUGAGUCCUCUAGCAUGGCCCAUAUUACUUGGAUAUUGCAUGAUCCCCGUUGCGUUGUGCGUGCUGUGCAAUGAUUGGCGAUACAUCCCGUUUUAUCUUCCGUUUUUUCCGAUGAUCAUUGUUUACAGUAUUGUUAUACCGCUGUUUUCGUUGUGGAAGCAGGAUACUGUGAAGUGGGGGAAGACGAGGGAUGUCAGUUAG
Talaromyces amestolkiae is the source of this 2025-nucleotide messenger RNA. RefSeq lists its product as uncharacterized. The record is from RefSeq and is a predicted model, not a curated record. Bases 1 to 2025 code for a protein of 674 amino acids. Lineage: Eukaryota; Fungi; Ascomycota; Eurotiomycetes; Eurotiales; Trichocomaceae. Gene Ontology annotation, molecular function: chitin synthase activity. The transcript has a single exon. Gene Ontology annotation, cellular component: cell periphery; cell septum.